GGAGAUCCAGGAGGAGGACCAGGAGUCUGGGUUCUUUUUUUAUAAUUUAGUUUUAAUGUGUUCAUUUAUUUAUUUAUAUAUCUCCCUCCGCGUGAUGCAUCAGCACGGAGCGCGUUGAGCGCGGCGGCGGCGGGUGAAUGGAGCCGAGCGAAGCGCACGAGAAUGAGAGCGGCGCGUCCGCGAUGUGGAGACAGUUCCAGGCCAGAGCCAAGCCGCUGCUCAGCCCGAAGCUGGGCUCCGGGGACCCGGAGGAGAAGAGGGACCGAGGCGGAUGGAUGUUCAAGAAGAUGAGACGGAAGGAAGACGCCGUCCUGGACCGGGUGAUCUCCUCCUCGCAGCCCGACCUGCUCUACUCCGCUCCGGCGGCGGCGGCGGCGGCUCAGCUCUGCGGCAAAGCGGCGGCCGGUGGCUCCGGGCUCGGCCUGGAGAAGCCGACGUCCCCCAGCCUGAAUAAGUCCACAUUGGCUCACCUGGUGCAGUCCCACCACAAGAGCUCCUCUCUCGGGUCGGCGUGCCUGGAGAAGCUGGCCGAGCCACCGGGCGGCGGGGGCGGCAUCAGCGGCAGCAGCGGAGGAAGCGGCGGUAGCGGCGAGGCGGAGACACAGAUGGAGAGUCGGGAUGAGCCGGGCAUGGCGGCCCCGGGCUCCUCGGGGGUCGAUCCGGCCGUCCCCAGCUCGGCGAUGUACAAGCUGGAGGUCGAGCUGAAGAGAGGAAACAACCUGGCCGUCAGAGACAGAGGAGGCAGCAGCGAUCCGUACGUGAAGUUCAAGAUGGCUGGAAAAGAAGUUUUCAGAAGCAAAACCAUCAACAAAAACCUGAACCCGGUGUGGGAGGAGAAGACCACCCUGAUAAUGGACUGUCUGAGCGACCCUCUGUAUGUGAAGGUGUUCGACUACGACUUCGGCUUCCAGGAUGACUUCAUGGGUUCGGCUCACCUUUACCUGGAGUCUCUGGAGCAGCAGAGGACGAUACCUGUCACUCUGGAGCUGAAGGACCCGAAUCACCCGGAUCAGGUCCUGGGCUCCCUGGACCUGGCCGUCACCCUGACGCCUAAAGACAGUCCUGUGGAGGAGCGGCGAGACUCCCCGACAAUGCUGCUCAGGAGGUCCUGGAAACGAUCCACUAAGCAGCAGCGUCUCUCAGAGCUUCAUCGUAAAUCGCAGCUCUGGCGAGGCAUCGUCAGCAUCUCGCUGAUCCAAGGCCGGAACCUGACCCCCAUGGACCCCAACGGCCUGAGCGACCCGUACGUAAAGUUCAAACUGGGAACCCAGAAGUACCGGAGCAAGACGAUGCCAAAGACCCUGAACCCCCAGUGGAGGCAGCAGUUUGACCUCAACUUGUACGAAGAGACCGGCGGAGUGCUGGAGAUCUCCGUGUGGGACAAAGACACCGGCAAGAGAGACGACCUCAUCGGACGAUGCCAGUUGGACCUCUCCACUCUGUCCAAGGAGCAAACCCACCACCUGGACCUGGCCCUGGAGGAGUCCCGGGGCUACGUGGUGCUGCUGGUCACGCUGACGGCCUCGGCUCACGUCUCCAUCGCCGACCUGUCCGUCACGCCGCUGGACGACCCGCAGGAGCGCCGUGAAAUACUCGCACGCUACAGCGCCUGGAGGUCGUUCUCCAACCUCAAGGACGUCGGCAUCGUCCAGGUGAAGGUGAUGAGAGCCGAAGGACUCAUGGCGGCCGACGUGACGGGUAAGAGUGACCCGUUCUGUGUGCUGGAGCUGAACAACGACCGGCUCCAGACUCACACGGUUUACAAGAACCUGAACCCGGAGUGGAACAAAGUCUUCACCUUCAACGUGAAAGACAUGUUCUCCGUGUUGGCGGUGACGGUGUUCGAUGAGGACCGAGACCGGAACGCUGACUUCCUGGGGAAAGUGGCCAUCCCCUUAUUAUCUGUCCGAAACGGUGAGCAGAAGAGUUACAUGUUAAAAAACAAAGAGCUGACGCGACGAAGCAAAGGAGCCAUUUACCUGGAGGUCGAGGUGCUGUACAACACUGUAAAAGCUGCUCUGAAGACUGCCGUCCCUGCAGAGCAGAAAUACAUCGAGGACGAACCCAAAGUCUCCAAGCAGUUGCUGCAGCAGAACUUCAACCGUGUGAAGAGGUGCAUCAUGGUCCUGAUCAGCUACGGGGCGUAUAUCAACAGCUGCUUCGAGUGGGAGUCUACACAGAGGAGCAUCAUAUCCUUUGUGCUGUUCGUCGUGGUCGUGUGGAACCUGGAGCUCUACAUGCUGCCGAUGGCUCUGCUGCUGCUGCUGGUCUGGAACUACUUCUUCUCCUCCGGCAGGGAAUCGUCCGACACGUCCAUGGAGGCCAUGUUCGAGUGGGAGGUCGAGGAGGACGACAAGGAGGACAAGGUGGACAAGAUGGACAAGGUGGACAAGGAGGCGGAGCCAAAGGGCUUCAUGGACAAGCUGUACGCCGUCCAGGAGGUGUUAGUCAGCGUCCAGAGCGCCCUGGGCGAGGUGGCGUCGCACGCAGAGAGGAUCAAGAACUCCGUUAACUGGACCGUGCCUUUCCUGAGCUGGUUGGCGAUGGCCGCCAUGUGCGUGGCCACAGUUGUCCUGUACCUCGUCCCUCUUCGGUACCUGGUGCUGGCGUGGGGCGUGAACAAGUUCACCAAGAAGCUUCGGGAUCCGUACCGGAUCGACAACAACGAGCUGCUGGACUUCCUGUCUAGAGUCCCGUCUGAUGUUCAAGUGAUGCAGUACCGCGGGCUGAAGGUCGCUCCCGGUCCGAGUCCCAACAAGCGCAGGAAGCCUCCUCCGAGUUAGCCGCCGCUCGCCUGUUAAACUACAUUAUUUUAUAUAUUUCUCGUAUAUUUUCAAGUUGCAUCCAUGAGUUGUUUUUAUUGGUGGUUUUAUUCGUCGGUUUUAUGGUUGUGGAAACUUUUAUUUUUUCUAAAUCUUCUUUAAAAAAAAAAUGCUAAUGACAACUCGUGGAUUUUGGUUCAUUUUGCACACAAUUUGUUUUCAAUUUGGGGGAAAAAACCCUUUAAUGUGUUUAUGCUUCAGUUCCUUUGUCAGUGAAUAUGUUUAUGACACCUGAGUCUCCUCCUGAGAGCCUGAAAUAGUCUCCAAAUGACCUUCAUUGGAAAACGCCUAAACAACCUUAAUACAACAUCUAUUUACUUUGGGGACGUCUGGAGGCGUUCUACGUGAAUUUUACAGGAACGCUAAGAGGUUAAUGUUUAUUUUUAUUUAUUGUAAAAACAUACAGAAUGAACAUGAACUAAUAAGAAUAAUAUAUAUUAUGAACGUGAUGCAUGGAGCUUAUUUUAUUUCCUCCUGUGUGUGUGUGUGUGUGUCGUUCCUCUGAAGAUUUGCAUGUUAUUGCUGUUAUCACCAUAUGUGAUGUUAUGAUAACUGAUGAAUAUCCACAGCAUGUUGAAUAAUAACUGUUCCUUUAUUUGCAUGAAACAAAUAAAGUGCAUUUUAGUCCGUGUGGGUGAAAAAUAAAUGAAUAAACUACG
Cyclopterus lumpus (lumpfish) is the source of this 3481-nucleotide messenger RNA. RefSeq names its product multiple C2 domains, transmembrane 1b (gene mctp1b). Bases 138 to 2783 code for a protein of 881 amino acids. Gene Ontology annotation, biological process: regulation of neurotransmitter secretion. The record is from RefSeq and is a predicted model, not a curated record. NCBI's taxonomy places the organism in Eukaryota, Metazoa, Chordata, Actinopteri, Perciformes, Cyclopteridae. Gene Ontology annotation, molecular function: calcium ion binding. Gene Ontology annotation, cellular component: synaptic vesicle membrane. The transcript has 21 exons.